AUGUCCUUGAGACUUAGUCUACUUACCUGGGUGCAACCCGUCCUAGUCGCUGUCGCCUGGCUGUUACUAUUGCUUGUGUCGAUUACACCCAUCCCGAAGAGCAUUUACUUUCUGCGAAUCGCAGCUGACGUCUCGGCCUCGUUCUUGAAGUCUGGCGUCAGCGGCUCUGUUCGUCUCGGGGUCUGGGGCUAUUGUACCACUGGCUUGGACGUCUCAGUCUUAGGCACCAGUCACGAUAGUGCUGGAGGGUGCAGCCCUCGCCACCUCGGAUACCAAAUCGACCCAAGUCUGGCCAAAGCUCUUCACGUGAACGACCUCACAGACGCCAUCUCGGAAACGCUCUCCGCUGCAUUAGCCUUGCACGUCAUUGGCUGCGUCCUCGUCUUCCUGGCUUUAUGCAUCUUCCUUAUUCCCGUCGUCCUCGAGUGUGUCGGCAGAGGUUUCGGUGUUGUUAGCGAUGCACGCCUGAGCUUGGCCUACGUCGCCGUGACAAGCUUGGCCUUGUUCAUCACUCUAUUGGCGUUCAUAUUUGACAUCGCGUUCGUUUCUGUCGCACGUUCGAAGAUCAACAAGGCUGCUGACGGCGCGCUACACGUCUCCGGAGGAAGUGCUACCUGGUUGACCUUGACUGCUACAAUACUCAUUGCCAUUGUCCUCAUAAUGGCUGUUGUACGUCAUCGUAGCAAGAAUUUCAAGGGACUGAGACGAGGUCCUCCUGACGACGAAAAGAGAUAUCUUGGCUUCAGUAACACUCACCCCUCCUACUAA
Molecule: messenger RNA, 768 nt
Organism: Dichomitus squalens LYAD-421 SS1
Lineage: Eukaryota; Fungi; Basidiomycota; Agaricomycetes; Polyporales; Polyporaceae
Exons: 5
Coding region: 1-768 (255 amino acids)
Cellular component (GO): cell division site; growing cell tip; plasma membrane
Source: RefSeq, a predicted model, not a curated record